Messenger RNA from Onychostoma macrolepis, 1775 nucleotides. RefSeq names its product required for drug-induced death protein 1. Lineage: Eukaryota; Metazoa; Chordata; Actinopteri; Cypriniformes; Cyprinidae. The record is from RefSeq and is a predicted model, not a curated record. Bases 300 to 686 code for a protein of 128 amino acids. The transcript is spliced from 2 exons.
AUAUUAGGUUAACUUUAACAGUGCUCUGUAGCAGGCCUAUGAAUUAGUUCAAUAGUGAAUUCAACAGAAUGAAAAUGUAAUUAAAUUAGAUUUAUACUUCACUGACCCCGGACUGUCAACGAGAGUUUGCACUGCAGUCUCUCAGACGCCCACCUGCUGUGAACCUGGCGAUGUAGGAGACCAAUCAGAGCUGGAGUCCAGCCAAACACAAACACUGCGAAGCUGCUCCAAGAGGAUGUGCGUAUGCAGUCCUGAGAGCUUGAUCAGAGUGCACGAGCAACACGCUCCUGGUGAAGACCAUGAAGCCCAAGUCUCUCUGUGUCCCGCGGCUUGGCCUCUUUGAGGCCGGCAGAUACAGGCGGCAGGUCGAUCCCGGCGCACCGGAGCAGAUCCUCGAUCCGCCGGCGGAGAAGAGGCCCAGAGAGCUGCGCUUCACUUUACUGCCAGAGACAUCUCCAUACGAGCCUUUAGUGGAAGACGACAGCCAACACAAACUAAAGGAGGAAAAGAAAGCUAAAAAGAAAGAAAAGUAUAAAAAAUACAGAAAGAACGUAGGAAAGGCUCUUCGCUACAGUUGGAAAUGUCUGAUGUUGGGUCUGCAGAACUUCACUGUAGGAUACUCCACCCCUCUUUCCGCUGCUGCUUCAGUUGUCCCAGAUUACCAUCCGGGAGGAGCCUGGGGUUGAGACAAUCUGUGACCAGCAUUCGUACUUCAUUUGUAUCUUUAUGGAGCAUUUAAUGCUGCAUGUCCAGAUGCUAAUUAAAAAAUAGACAAUACAUCUGCCAUUGGCAGCUUUACCUGUCAUGCUGUAAAUUGUUCAAUUGUUGUAAAUAUCUUCUCUUUGAAUUUGUGUUAAAGUGGAAUCUUGCAUUAUCUUGCAUUAGUGAUUUAAAGCUAUAAGAAAGACAUGUAUCUCUUUUUACUUUCAGAUAUAUCUGUAUAUACAGUAUUUUGCUUUGAUUGAAAAAAUUCAUAUGAAUUUCUGUACUGAAAUGAAAUAUUUUUGUAUUAUAGAACUAGGCUACUGACAGUAGUGUUGAUACUGUAAUUAUUUUAUUCAUAGCCUGCAAUUUUUCUCUUUCACUCUUCACUCUCAGAAAUGAAGGUACAAAAGCUGUCACUGGGGCGGUACCUUUUCAAAAAGUACACUUUUGUACCUAUUAGGUUCAAAUAUGUACACUUUAAGUACUAAUGUGUACCUUUAAGGUACCAAAAUGGACCCUUUAGGUACAAACAUGUGCCUUUUGAAAAGGUACAGCCCCAGUGACAGCUUUUGUACCUUUAUUUCUGAGAGUGUUCAGCAACUUGCAAGUGAUAUGGUCAGUGAUAUGAAUUCAUGCUGCAUAGAUGCAAUGAUGACAAAGGUGAAAGUGAUGUAGACCCUUAAGUGGAAGAGAUAGGUAUGUUUAUGCUCUGUAAAGUGACUUGAAUGCCCUCUGAAAUGUUUUAUUUGAUUUAGUCCAUUUCAUGGACAAAAGAUAGGAUUUGCUUGACAUAAGGAAGCUGAAUGCUCUUAGAGAGGGAAGUAAGUGUUUUCAAAUGGUAAUUGAGGCAAGAGCCUUAAAGACAAAGGAUGGGAUUAUGAGAAACCAUAACAGGAAAAGACAGUCUGGCACAGGGCGGAGAAAUGGCUGUGUUGUUUGACUUGACUUGACUUAAACAUGACUUGUUUAAUAGGGUUAAUGAAGCUGAGUGUCUGCUUGUAACACCUGUUUAAAAUGAAUCACAAGUAAUUGUGAUGAAUAACUUUAAUAAAUGAAAAAUCUGAGUGGGA